This is a messenger RNA of Lathyrus sativus (Indian pea), 306 nucleotides long. The record is from the annotation of a GenBank genome assembly. NCBI's taxonomy places the organism in Eukaryota, Viridiplantae, Streptophyta, Magnoliopsida, Fabales, Fabaceae.
AUGAAGGUGCGUUCAUCUGUGAAGAAGAUGUGUGAAUACUGUAGAACCAUUAAACGGAAAGGACGAGUCUAUAUCUUGUGCACAGCAAACCCUAAGCACAAACAGAGACAAGGCAUGUCAACAUUUGCAGAUGAAGCCGCUUCUCAUCAGCCGUCCGUGGAGAUAAGUUCAAGCUGCGCCACACAGGAGAUUAAGCCACUCUAUACUUUUCGAACAGGUGUGGCUUCUAUUAUUCCUCAAAGGCACAGCUUGUCUAUGUUGUAUGGAUGGCGAGUUGGCCUGGCCUCUAUUCUGUCUAAGAAGUAG